CAGGUGUCAAGUCGACCAGCUGAUUAAGCGAACUUGUCGUUAUAUUAAAUUUUUAUGUAAUUUUGAUUAAUUAUCAAUUUCAUUCAAGAUGCUGAGGAAAGUGGCGAUAGGGACUGCCGGAGUGGUCGCUCUUAUACCAACGGUUAGCGCCGCGACUCCUGUUCAAGAAAAAGCUGGAGAACCAUUGAAACCACCACCGAUGAGACCCUCUGACCUUCCGAUAUAUGAGGCACCACACGCCGAAUACGGAGAAUAUGUUCGGUCAUUAUCUGACUCAAAUAAGAGCAGCUACGUAAGAUCAGUGCUACAACCACCAGUUCAAGCUGUGCGAGAGACAGCAGAAAUUGGUAUUGCACACACCGAAUCACUUAUGCAUACAGUGCAAGAUAAUUACCAUGAAUUCAGGGACAGAACUGAUUGGAUUGUCAAGUAUUUAAGAGAGGAAGAUAACAAAGACAUACGCUAUGGGGCUGUGGUAAUGGGUGGCUUAACAGGAUUUAUAUUUGGACUUCGAGGAGGUAUUAUUAGAAGGGUAUUUUAUGCGGGUAUUGGUACAACAGCAAUGGGAGCAAUCUGUUUCCCUGAAGAGACAAAGGAAUUGGCCAAGAGUAACAAAGCCUUAGCCAAACAAUACAUCAAUAUUGCUUACAACUUCCUUUAUGGUGUGAAACCAGGAGACCCACAGCUGGAAGUGAAAUUCCCUGACUUGUCGUUGCCCAAGAAUUUCUCUGAAUUCAUUGAUUUGACAGUUUCAUUAGCUGUGUCGGCAAAACAGGCUGUUAUGCCCCCUCCUUCGAAGGAUGCAGCUGAUGACAAAUCAUCAGAAAGUAAAGAAUAGAUUUUCGUGAAAGUAAUGUAGAUAAUCAAAGUGUUUAAUAAAUUGGGAAGAAUCAGAACAAUGUGCUGUCCACAACACUACUUAUUAUUUAUUUCUGUGUAAAAUAUGAAAUACAAAGUUGUUCAAAAUGCUUUUUGUAAUUUUACAAUUCAGUUUUAAUGAGCAUUAAUAAAAUUACGAAUACGAUUUAGGCGAAAAUC
This is a messenger RNA of Papilio polytes (common Mormon), 1038 nucleotides long. RefSeq lists its product as uncharacterized. Gene Ontology annotation, biological process: cristae formation. The transcript is spliced from 8 exons. NCBI's taxonomy places the organism in Eukaryota, Metazoa, Arthropoda, Insecta, Lepidoptera, Papilionidae. Bases 89 to 838 code for a protein of 249 amino acids. The record is from RefSeq and is a predicted model, not a curated record. Gene Ontology annotation, cellular component: MICOS complex.